GCUGGCUUCCUAGAGAGCAGGGCUCCAUGGCGCAAAAUCAGUAUGGUCCCGGAGUCCGGAUGGGCAACUGGAACGAAGACGUUUGCUUGGAGGAGGAGCGCAUGAAAGAGUUCCUAAAGAAGAGGGAGAGGGGAGAACUUCUUAUUCAGAGAAACAGAAAACUGAAAAAGCAUCUUGUGAGACCGAUGGAGCUUUCAGUAUCCAAAGACGGAUAUAUUCACUUUGGCAAUAAGGUGAUGCUUUUGAAUCCUGACUCUGCCCAGGAGGAGGAAGCUGCUGUGUUUCAGAAAGGACACCUGUCCCUGUGCAUGAGCCCAGAUGAAGUUAAAUCCCAGCUUCAUGAUGAAUUAGAAAUACCCUGUGGCGUGAGUGCUGUUCAGUCCAUGGUCCCGACAGGCAGGAACACCUUCAUCAUUUUGAGUGAGAACAGAAGCGAUGAGGAAGAGGGCGAAGUCCUUCGAUACGGGCAAAACUUCCGCCUCGGCAUAGUAGCGGGACUGGAAAGCAAGAUGCUGUACUUAACAAGUGAACACAGGACCCUUCUGAAAUCUGCUAAGAAGUCCUGGCUCCAGGAGGUGACUCUGACAGAUGAGGUCUCCCAUAUGAACUGCUGGCAGGUUGUCUUCUUCGACCCCCAGCUACGCAUGGAAUAUGAAGGCUUCCCAGUCAUGGCAAAUGAAAAAGUUGUCAUCUACCACUGCCACACAAACCGAGCCCUGGUAGUCCACCGCCAUCUCUUUUUAAGGACUUAUUUUGGGAAGGAAGUUGAGGUUGCGGCUCAUACGUAUCUGGAUUCACACAGAGUUGAAAAACCCAAGAACCACUGGAUGCUCGUUACUGGGAAUCCCAGGGACAGGUCGACCACCAUGCUGGACCUCAAGAAACCUCCCUCAGAGGAUACCCUUGCCAUAGAGAAGGCCUUGGGCAUCUACACGUAGUGACACACAAGGCUUACGUGCGGCCUCUCAGGAGCUACUCUCAUCAACUGUAGGUCUUCGAAGAAAUGAUCACUCUCCUUGGCCGUGUCCCAAGCAGCUUUUCAGUAGGUACAGAACUCCAUGGACACAGCGUUAGAAGAAAUAACAUUACAUUUACUGAAUUAGUGAUGGGAGCCUACCUCUGGGGAGUAAAUGGUGUUUGAAAAAUGAACAGUAUUUGAAAGUAAAUCAGCUUUUGUUGACAUCCUAAUUGUGAAGAAGUCAGUGGCCCCUAUUCAGAGCCCCUUGCUUAGCAGGACCAUUGAGGUCUAUGCUCCUUUCCAAAGCUGUGUUUAUGAAAUAAAGAUGUCAGAAGUUUAUGGAUGUUUUGGCAUUGCUGUUUCUCCCCUAAUUUUCUUCUGUUUGAAACAAUGUGUAGUUCUGAGCUAUAGCUUUGUCUUGGAAUUAAAA
Molecule: messenger RNA, 1388 nt
Organism: Psammomys obesus (fat sand rat)
Lineage: Eukaryota; Metazoa; Chordata; Mammalia; Rodentia; Muridae
Gene: Cfap161
Product: cilia and flagella associated protein 161
Exons: 7
Coding region: 27-938 (303 amino acids)
Biological process (GO): cilium assembly
Cellular component (GO): motile cilium
Source: RefSeq, a predicted model, not a curated record